This is a messenger RNA of Zea mays, 3698 nucleotides long. RefSeq lists its product as uncharacterized. Gene Ontology annotation, biological process: carbohydrate metabolic process. The transcript has 19 exons. The record is from RefSeq and is a predicted model, not a curated record. Bases 692 to 3229 code for a protein of 845 amino acids. Gene Ontology annotation, molecular function: carbohydrate binding; hydrolase activity, hydrolyzing O-glycosyl compounds. NCBI's taxonomy places the organism in Eukaryota, Viridiplantae, Streptophyta, Magnoliopsida, Poales, Poaceae.
CUACCUUGGGAAACAGUUUCAACUAGUGCUCACGGCUCAGAGCAGGUUCGUACGAAGUUUGCCACGGAAAGACGAGCGCAAGACCCUACUGUCACAUAAGAUUAGCCAUCUCGCCUAGAUCGCAGUCGCAAGAGAAGAGGGGCCAUGGGCAGCCACCCAGCAGCUAGCGUGAUGAGCUGCCAUCUUUCGUACCGCUCCUGCUCCCCACCACCGGUGGCGGUGAGGCGGUGACCGGUGCGCGGUGCCUCACUGCCUCUGCCACCGUACAUAGACUACAGAGACACACGGGCCGCGGCUUCCCACAGUCUCUUUUUUUUUUCCACCCGUCUUUUCUCUUUCCUCCGUCUUCUCCCACUUGUUGUAGGGCCUGGGUGGGAGGAGUCAGGACAGGAGGCAGCACAGCCAUUAUAAUAGCACGCCAUACGCCAAAAGCUGCAGUGGAGCCGAGCAGGUACUCCCACUGUCGCCCUCUCCCAAGAACCCGCCCAAAGAAUCCUAGAAUCCAAGAAGAAGGGCAGCAACAAAAAACAAGGGGCGGGGGGGGCUGCAGGUCUGAGGGCGGAGGGGGAGGAGGUGGUGCUGCCGUGCUGGAAGACCAGUGUGUGAAGACCACACAGAGUCUCUCGCGCACCCGGUGUGCUGUGCUGUGGUCUUCCUCUUUGACCGCCUUCUCGGAGCGGGGAGUUUGGCCAUGGGGAGGUGGUGGCCGGCCGCCCUGCUGGGCUGCGCAGUGGCGGUGGUGGCCGUUCUGGCGGCCGCCGUGGUGGAAUGCGCGGUCACGUACGACAAGAAGGCGGUGCUCAUUGAUGGGCAGAGGCGGAUUCUCUUCUCCGGAUCCAUACACUACCCCAGGAGCACCCCUGAUAUGUGGGAAGGACUGAUUCAGAAGGCUAAAGAUGGAGGCUUGGAUGUGAUUCAGACCUAUGUCUUUUGGAACGGACAUGAGCCUACGCCUGGAAAUUACUAUUUCGAAGAGAGGUACGAUUUGGUCAGGUUCGUAAAGACGGUCCAGAAGGCCGGCCUGUUUGUACAUCUCCGCAUCGGCCCCUACAUCUGCGGCGAGUGGAACUUCGGUGGCUUCCCAGUUUGGUUGAAGUAUGUACCAGGCAUCAGCUUCAGGACAGACAACGAACCUUUCAAGACGGCAAUGCAGGGUUUCACUGAGAAAAUUGUUGGAAUGAUGAAGAGCGAAAACCUCUUUGCAUCCCAAGGUGGCCCAAUUAUCCUCUCUCAGAUUGAGAAUGAGUAUGGGCCAGAAGGCAAGGAGUUUGGUGCCGCAGGUCAGGCAUAUAUCAACUGGGCAGCAAAGAUGGCAGUGGGACUGGACACUGGUGUGCCGUGGGUGAUGUGCAAGGAGGAGGAUGCACCUGAUCCAGUGAUCAAUGCGUGUAAUGGUUUCUACUGUGAUGCAUUUUCUCCUAACAAACCUUACAAGCCCACAAUGUGGACUGAAGCUUGGAGUGGCUGGUUCACAGAAUUUGGUGGGACCAUCCGCCAACGACCGGUUGAAGAUCUCGCAUUUGCUGUUGCUCGAUUUGUACAAAAGGGUGGCUCUUUUAUCAAUUACUACAUGUAUCAUGGAGGAACAAAUUUUGGACGCACUGCUGGGGGUCCCUUCAUCACAACAAGCUAUGAUUAUGAUGCUCCAAUUGAUGAAUAUGGACUUAUUAGAGAACCAAAGCACAGUCAUCUUAAAGAACUCCACAGAGCUGUUAAGUUAUGUGAACAGGCUUUGGUUUCUGUUGACCCCACAAUUACUACCCUUGGAACUAUGCAAGAGGCCCAUGUCUUCCGAUCUCCAUCUGGUUGUGCAGCUUUCCUUGCAAACUACAAUUCUAACUCCCAUGCAAAAGUUGUGUUCAACAAUGAGCAAUACAGCCUCCCACCUUGGUCAAUUAGCAUCCUUCCUGAUUGCAAGAAUGUAGUUUUUAACAGUGCCACAGUUGGUGUUCAGACAUCUCAGAUGCAAAUGUGGGGAGAUGGUGCCACAUCGAUGAUGUGGGAGAGGUACGAUGAGGAGGUUGAUUCUCUGGCAGCUGCUCCAUUGCUCACCACAACUGGUUUGCUUGAGCAGCUUAACGUCACCAGAGACAGCAGUGAUUAUCUGUGGUACAUUACCAGUGUUGACAUAAGCCCAUCUGAAAACUUUCUACAAGGUGGUGGCAAGCCUCCGUCUCUGAGUGUUCAGUCUGCUGGUCACGCCUUGCAUGUCUUUGUCAACGGACAACUUCAAGGUUCUUCGUAUGGUACCAGGGAGGAUCGAAGAAUUAAAUAUAAUGGCAAUGUUAACCUUCGAGCUGGUACUAACAAAAUCGCACUACUGAGUGUUGCUUGCGGAUUGCCGAAUGUUGGAGUGCAUUAUGAGACGUGGAACACCGGCGUCGGUGGUCCUGUCGUGCUUCAUGGAUUGAAUGAAGGUUCGCGAGACCUUACUUGGCAGACCUGGUCCUAUCAGGUUGGCCUGAAAGGCGAGCAGAUGAAUCUGAACUCCGUAGAAGGCUCAGGCUCAGUUGAAUGGAUGCAAGGGUCACUGAUAGCUCAGAAGCAACAGCCGUUGGCCUGGUAUAAGGCUUACUUCGAGACUCCCAGCGGGGACGAGCCAUUGGCUUUGGAUAUGGGCAGCAUGGGCAAGGGACAGGUCUGGAUAAACGGACAAAGCAUUGGACGCUACUGGACAGCGUAUGCAGACGGGGACUGCAAAGGGUGCAGCUACACCGGGACCUUCCGGGCACCCAAGUGCCAAGCAGGCUGCGGCCAGCCCACCCAGCGUUGGUACCAUGUGCCAAGGUCCUGGCUGCAGCCCAGCAGAAACCUACUGGUAGUCUUGGAGGAACUGGGUGGUGGGGACUCGUCGAAGAUCGCCCUAGCCAAGAGGUCGGUCUCGAGCGUCUGUGCCGACGUGUCCGAGGACCAUCCGAACAUCAAGAAGUGGCAGAUCGAGAGCUACGGCGAGCGCGAGCACCGCAGGGCCAAGGUGCACCUGAGGUGCGCGCACGGGCAGUCCAUCUCCGCGAUCAGAUUCGCGAGCUUCGGGACGCCUGUGGGCACCUGCGGCAACUUCCAGCAGGGAGGCUGCCACUCGGCUAGCUCUCACGCUGUGCUAGAGAAGAGAUGCAUUGGGCUCCAGAGAUGCGUCGUCGCCAUCUCCCCCGACAACUUCGGAGGAGACCCCUGCCCGAGCGUGACGAAGAGGGUGGCGGUCGAGGCGGUGUGCUCUCCCGCCGCUUAGGCUUAGCCUGCCCGCCCGCCCCUACUUCUCCGACUCACCGAGCAACGGAUUUGAAGGCCGAAACCGAUGUGUGUGGAGAGUGGAACUGUAAGUAUCGACUUGCAUUGGUCGGAGGGAGGUUUAGCAUUCGUCCGUCUGAUUCCGGAUUAGGAUUGGUGCUCUGCUACGUCUCCAUGAACUGUUCAAAGCGGCCAGCUGGGUCCAGGGAUGGAGCUGUAGAGAGAGUAGGAGUAGAAGACUGAUCAUGCGUUCUUUUGCUGUUGUGUGUUAGUAGUAGCUGUGUACCUACCCGUGACACAUCUCGUUUUUCUUGAAACGGAGGAAGACGCAGGUGAAGCGUGCAUCGUGCCUUUGUUGUUGCAAUUGUGUUGUGUGUGGUGGGGGAGGAAAAAAAAAGAACAGGCUUUGAUGUUCUCAGAAGCUCAAGUUCAGAUCUGAUAGUGCAUGGAAAAUCAUGAACCCUGAGGAA